This is a messenger RNA of Aptenodytes forsteri (emperor penguin), 3703 nucleotides long. RefSeq names its product GC-rich promoter binding protein 1 (gene GPBP1). Lineage: Eukaryota; Metazoa; Chordata; Aves; Sphenisciformes; Spheniscidae. The record is from RefSeq and is a predicted model, not a curated record. Gene Ontology annotation, biological process: positive regulation of DNA-templated transcription; DNA-templated transcription. The transcript has 13 exons. Gene Ontology annotation, molecular function: DNA binding; RNA binding. Gene Ontology annotation, cellular component: nucleus. Bases 1507 to 2922 code for a protein of 471 amino acids.
UGAUAGGCUGCGUUCUCCGAUAAACAUGCCUGCCGCUUUCUCCGCGGUGUGCGUGAGGGUUUAACCGAGGCUUCUGCACUCGGGUUCGGCUCCCUGAUUGCGUGUGUGUUUGCUUUUCUAAGAAGUUUAUGUGUUUGUCUAACGCCGGUUCAGAUUUCAAAACGGAAAACUGAUUGUUCUGGUUCUUUUUACCGUAGGCGGUUUGGAUUACAGAGGGAGCCCUGGAUGUUUGCAGCCUUUUGCUUCAGCUGGUAGGGAGGAAAAAAGGUGGAAACCGACCUGCAGCAGUUGCUUCUUGUGAAAGGGGAGAAAUACCGGACGCUGUUCUGGGAUUAUUUGUCCAAGUGCUUCGUCCUGAAAAGGCUUCUGAAACAAUCAGUAGGCAUCUGAGAAGUGAAUUGGAAGUUCGGAGUCGUGGGCUUUUUCUUUCUAGCGGUGCCGAGCACCUCACCCUUGGAUGCUUUUGUCCGCAUGGCAUGGAUACAUGGCUGAAUUUAUCAAGUUCUGAACACUUCAGCUGCCAAAAUAAAGUACUUUCUUGCUUUUAAAUACUUUAUCUUCUAGGCAACAUUCUGUCUGAAUCACAGGCGUAACCAGUUUUGUUAACUGGCUCCAGGUUAAAUGCAGCCUGAGUCACUGUGUAGACAUUGCUGAAAAGUUUCAUGCCAGGUAUUUUUCCCCUUACCUUGUUUUUUAGAUUUUCUGACAUAGCCUUCUGUCAUUUUGCAGUGAGACCUGUUUUCUAAAUGAAGAGUCUAUUAAUAGACGUUUGUUUAUCAUUUUUUCUUUUAUAUUUUAUUUAAUAUUUUUGUUGAAAAAUGUUGUUGCCAAUAAGCAGUAUGGAGGUAUCCAGAUAGCUGUUGUUUACAAAUGCCUCUGUUACCCGAAGCUAGGAAAUGUUCCACAGUUCAGAUGUGAAAUUUGGAUUUUUGGCUUCACAGUUCGUGGUGUAAAAAGCGUAUUUAUUUCACCUGGAGCUGAUGCUUCUUAUAUGUAUAUGGAAUAGACAAGAGAAGAAGCUGUCAGAGAAAAAAAACGCUUUUUAAGACAGAGAGUUGGCAAAUUUUGGAAAUAGCCUUGUGGAAUCUGUAAGCAAAAAGGAUGGGUGGCUGAUUUCUGUGAGCUCAAAUUUAUGUCAAACAGCUACGAAUGUAGUAUCAACAAGAACUUGGGAUAUUAUCUCAAGGAAAACAAACUGGAAAAAUACAAAUCACGCAGUACUAACACCUUGUGCGGUCCUCUUGGAUUAGGUUUGCAUUCAGCUGAAUUGCUACUGCCUCAAAGAAAAUUAAGAUGGACAGAACAACUUAAUUCAAAAAUUCUCGGGAAGACUCCAAAGUGCAAAAGAACUCCUGCUGAUUUUUUUACAUAAUGUAUGCUGAACGAUGUGGUGAUGUUACUGCAAUAACACUUCAGCUUUUGGACUUUGAACCUUGCAAAGGGCAAGAGGGGCUUGCCAUGAGGUGCUGAAGCCUUGUUUCUUUGAUUUGGAGAGACUGGACCUAAAUGGCGCAGCAUGACUUUGCUCCAGCCUGGCUUAAUUUUCCAACUCCACCAUCAUCAACAAAGUCAUCGCUGAACUUUGAGAAACAUUCUGAAAAUUUUUCGUGGACAGAGAAUCGUUAUGAAGCAAAUCGCAGAAGACACAACUCUUCGGAUGGGUUUGAUUCUAACAUUGGACGGCCUAAUGGAGGACAUUUUGGGAGAAAAGAGAAGAAUGGUUGGCGUUCACAAGGCAGAAAUGGUACAGAAAAUAUAAACCAUCGUGGGGGAUACCAUGGCGGAGGUUCCCGUGCUCGUACCAGCACUUUCCACUGUGGAAAAGGUCAAGGACUGCAUGAAAACAAUGUACCUGAUAAUGAAACUGGGAAAAAGGAAGACAAAGAAGUACCCAAACAGUUUGAGGCUGAGGAUUUUCCAUCUUUGAACCCUGAAUAUGAGAGGGAAACAAACCAGAAUAAAUCUUUAGCUGCAGGUGUGUGGGAGUACCCUUUGAAUCCUAAAUCUAGAUCUCCAAGAAUGCUGGUCAUUAAAAAGGGCAGUACAAAAGAACUGCAGAUAUCUGGAUUCCCAGUAGUAGGAAGUCUUCAUUCACAGCCAGUAAGGAAUGGAACUGGCACAAGUGUUUAUAAAGGAUUAGUCCCUAAACCUGUCACUCCACCUGCAAAGCCUGCACAGUGGAAAAGCCAAGCAAAAGAAAAUAAACUUGGGAAUCCGUUUCCUCACGAAUCUGCAUAUGGUGUUGGCAAUUUUAGUCCUUUCAAAUCAACUGCCAAGGCAUUUACUAUAUCACAAAAUUCAGUGAAAGAGUGUAAUCGGUCAAAUUCUUCAUCCCCUGUUGACAAAGUUGGUCAGCCUCGUUUAACAAAAUUGACAAGAAUGCGGACUGAUAAGAAGAGUGAAUUUUUGAAAGCAUUGAAACGAGAUAGAGUGGAAGAGGAACAUGAAGACGAGAAUCAUGCUGGGCAAGAGAAGGAGGAUGAGUCCUUUAACUUGCAUAACAGCAACAGCCCUCAUCAUGAGAGAGAUAUAAACCGAAACUUUGAAAAUGAAAUUCCGCAGGAGAAUGGCAAUGCUUCAAUUACAUCUCAACAGAUCAUUCGAUCUUCAGCUUUCCCUCAGGCAGAUGUUCUUUCAAGCUCACUUGAGGCAGAGCAUAGGUUGUUAAAGGAGAUGGGCUGGCAGGAAGACAGUGAAAAUGAUGAAACAUGUGCUCCACUAACAGAGGAUGAGAUGAGGGAGUUCCGAGUCAUUAGUGAACAGUUACAAAAAAAUGGCCUUCGGAAAAACGGCAUUUUGAAAAAUGGCCUCAUCUGUGAUUUUAAAUUUAGCCCCUGGAAAAACAGCACUUUCAAACCUGCUCUGGAGAAUGAGGAUUCUGAGACGAGCAGCAGUGAUACAUCAGAUGAUGAUGAUGUGUGAAGACUUCUGCAACAUCUGUAGAAGCCCGUUUUGAUCUCAUGAAAAUAUGGGGAUGUGUUGUCCAAAAAAAAUUCCUAAUUUAUGUAGUAACAUACCCACUAGAGGAAGAAUGAUGGGACUUCUCUCUGAAGAAAGCAAGGAAUGUUGCGUUGGGUGUGUUGAACAUUACUAUAAUUUCUUUGUAAACGAAUGUUGUAGAAUGAGGACUUGGGUUGACCCACCAUUGACUUUCUUCAUCACUGAAGCAUUUCUGACUAGCAAUGUGGCAAUGUAACAAAUCAGACUUUCUCAUUUAAUAAUAAAAACAAAGAAUUGUGUAAUGUCUUGCAAAGCUUCUGUCUUAAAAUGUCCAAGUCUAUAAGGAAAAAAAGGGCAGCUUGACACAGUGUUUUGCUUGCCAAGUCAUUUCUUUCAACGUGAGUCCACUUUGUACGCAAGAAGGGCAAUGUAGCAUGUUGGCUAAAAUGAGCAAAGUGCACUAAAACUCUUUUCCUUAAUUGAGCUGUUGUACUGUUCUACUUCUUCCACACAUAACUGCUCUUUAGCCAUUUGUAGUGUAGUCGUCAUUAUUAGCGGCAAAAGACCCUGAUGUUACAGUUCCAAAUUUCUGGAACAGACCUUUAAAUUGAAAGCUUUAUGGGGUAUUGCAAGACCCAGUAUUCUCACAGUGAACAUGUUUCUUGUGGGAAAAUAAGCACUUUGAUUUUACUAUUCACAUGCAGAAAAAUAAUUACACUGACUGGAUUUGUCCACUGCAUGGAAAAUAAACUGAUUUACAGAG